Sphenostylis stenocarpa is the source of this 327-nucleotide messenger RNA. Lineage: Eukaryota; Viridiplantae; Streptophyta; Magnoliopsida; Fabales; Fabaceae. The record is from the annotation of a GenBank genome assembly.
AUGCCUAAAUACAAUACAAAAUAUACAACUGUAUCAGGAAGAGACAAAAUAUGUACAAUAUGGGCUUAUGUAUUUCUAUUCAAUUGGUCUGGGGUUGCUGGUUUAUUGAGCUAUUGUGGAUCCUCUCGUUCUUCCUCUUGUAGCCCCUCACAAGCUGGAGGUCAAGUGAAAUCCGGACCCAUUGGAGGAUCCCUCAACAACAGAAGUGUUGUAUUCAUUGGAGGACCUCCAGAAGGAACUUUACUGUUGCGUCCCUUGCUAGAAGAGGUGAAUCCGGAGCUAAUGAAGGCAUUUGGUUCUUCCUCUCCAUGGGGAAGCAAGUGUUGA